AAGCAAUAAAAUACUUUUCACGCAAUCUUUUUACUCGAAGCUCUGAGUUUGCUCAGUUGCUGUGUACUCUUUCACUUCGACCAUGGAGGCCUGUGUCUAUGGACACCUCAAAUCUCAGCCGCCAUGGCUUCUCGUGCUACUUGUUCUCGGUUUCUUGAAGCUCCUCGCCUUGUCUGUAAGCCUUCUCAAAUGGGUCGGUGCCAACUUUCUCCGGCCGGCCAAGAAUCUGAAGAAUUACGGCUCCUGGGCGCUGGUAACGGGAGCUACCGACGGGAUCGGAAAAGGGUUUGCGUUUCAGUUAGCUCGGAAAGGGCUGAAUUUAGUUCUGGUGGGCCGGAACCCGGAGAAGCUGAAAGAUGUUUCGGAUUCGAUAGAGGCCAAGUACGGGCAGACCCGAAUCAAGAGUGUGGUGGUGGAUUUCUCCGGCGAUUUGGACGGCGGCGUUCGGAGAAUCCGAGAGGCGAUUGAGGGGAUAGAUGUGGGAGUUUUGAUUAACAACGUCGGCGUUUCUUAUCCGUACGCCAGGUUUUUUCAUGAGGUGGAUGAUAGGCUUUUGGCUGAUCUGAUUAAAGUGAACGUGGAAGGGACUACGAAGGUUACUCAGGCGGUUUUGCCGGCGAUGCUCCGGCGGAAGAGAGGGGCGAUUGUCAAUAUUGGCUCCGGUAUCGCCAUUGCCAUCCCUUCAGCUCCCCUUCAUGCAGUUUAUGCCGCCACCAAAGCAUACAUUCAUCAAUUUUCAAGAUGCCUUUAUGUGGAGUACGGCAAAAGUGGGAUUGAUGUGCAAUGUCAUGUACCAUUAUAUGUGGCAACCAAAAUGAUAUCAAUCAGGAAAUCAUCAUUCUUUAUUGCAUCAACAGAUGACUAUGCUGAGGCAGCAUUGCGGUGGAUAGGUUAUGAAGCAAGGUGCACCCCAUUUUGGCCCCAUUCUCUGCAAUGGGCUUUGGUCUCUUUCUUCCCCGAGUUUGCAGUUGAUGCCUGGCGACUUAGGGUUUGCCUGGGAAUCAGGAACAAGGGAAAGCUCAAGGAUUCCGGCCAGGAAGAAGCAGCAACUGAUUUGAUGAUGCAAAAAUUAAAUUAAUACCACUUGAAUGAACAAAACUCCCUGAUAUAUAAUAGUUUUAAUAUUAUUGAAUAUAAUCUAAAAAUAAUCCUAUGAAGUAUAUUUGUAAGUAUUUGAGUAAUUUUAGUGACGGUGUGUUGUGUUAUGGAAUAAUUGGAGUAAUACCAAUGGAU
Molecule: messenger RNA, 1233 nt
Organism: Ipomoea triloba (trilobed morning glory)
Lineage: Eukaryota; Viridiplantae; Streptophyta; Magnoliopsida; Solanales; Convolvulaceae
Product: very-long-chain 3-oxoacyl-CoA reductase 1-like
Exons: 3
Coding region: 83-1078 (331 amino acids)
Cellular component (GO): endoplasmic reticulum
Molecular function (GO): ketoreductase activity
Source: RefSeq, a predicted model, not a curated record